AUGAAACUCGUCCCUCUGGCAACGGUUGCUGUGGCAGCGCUGAUGUGCAUCGCCGGGACCGCGGGCCGUACGGUCGAUCGGAAGAAGGAUUAUGAUUACGACUACGACUCCAACACCUCGCUGGGGAGCGGAAACAGUGGCGGGUACGGUGGAGGCGGAAGUUACUCACCCAAGUCCGGUUACAGUGCGGGCAGCGGAUUGCGGUCGAUUGCGCAGGGUUCCGCCGAUCAGGCCAACUCGGCGGUCGCCAAUCAGCACGCGGCCGCCAAGCAGGCGGCAUACGUGGCUCAAAACACACUUGCGCAGGCAGCGUCACAGGCGGCCGCCACGGCCCAAGCGGCCCUGGCCGGUAAACACGUGCUUCUGCAGGGUCUGGAGCAGCAAAAUCUGGAGGCCCACCAGUCGCUCGAUGCCGAGAUUCAGCAACUGCAGCAAGCGAAGCGUUCGGCGAAAGCGGCUCAGCACGCCGCCCAACAGGCACUAAAUCACGUGCAAGUGCUGACUAGCGCGCUCAACAAUGCGCAGGUUGCGGCCGAGCACGCGCAACAGAGCGCAAGUGAGGCGGCGGCCGAGUUGGCGUCGCAGACGCAGAUGGUCGGAGCGGCCAAGUCGCGGGUCGAAGCGAUCGAGGAGCAACUGAACUCGGCACGCGUUGACUUUGAAGCCACUCAGGAAGCGGCCCACAAGGCGGCCGCUUCGGCGCAGGAAGCCCAGAACAAUGCGGCCGAAGCGGCCGCACACGCCGCCAUCCCGCUCGUGCACGUUGGGCAAUCGAUCGAUUCGCACGGCGGCGGCGGCCAUCACACGCUGCAGUCCAAGAUCGGCAAGGCGAACAGCAAGGGAUCGCCCUCCCACUCGUCGUCGGAGGACGAGAUCAACAGUGGCGAGAUCGAGGUGGCCGCCAACCACAAUUACGGGGACUUUAAGGCGUCCCAGCAGACAUUCAGUUUCGCCGGCUACUAG
This is a messenger RNA of Anopheles bellator, 963 nucleotides long. RefSeq lists its product as uncharacterized. The record is from RefSeq and is a predicted model, not a curated record. Lineage: Eukaryota; Metazoa; Arthropoda; Insecta; Diptera; Culicidae. Bases 1 to 963 code for a protein of 320 amino acids. The transcript has 2 exons.